Melitaea cinxia (Glanville fritillary) is the source of this 1879-nucleotide messenger RNA. It is a transcript of the gene nclb, whose product is annotated as periodic tryptophan protein 1 homolog. NCBI's taxonomy places the organism in Eukaryota, Metazoa, Arthropoda, Insecta, Lepidoptera, Nymphalidae. Bases 401 to 1786 code for a protein of 461 amino acids. Gene Ontology annotation, cellular component: nucleus. The transcript is spliced from 13 exons. The record is from RefSeq and is a predicted model, not a curated record. Gene Ontology annotation, biological process: rRNA processing. Gene Ontology annotation, molecular function: protein binding.
CUAAGAUUUUUUUUUUUUAAUUUAAAAACCAACUAUAAAAUUAUUAGCACAUUGUCUUAAUUAUAAGUUAACUGAUAUAGAUUCCAUAAAGUAUUUUCUUACUUUGAGAGUAUAAUUUGUAGUAUAAGUAUAAUUAUUAACCAGUUUAAUUUAGGUGGUAGCUUUACUUUUACAAAAAUAGUUAAUCUCUUUAAAGAUUUUAAUUUGUUUAAUGACGAUUCAAUGUUGCUCUUUGACUGUCAAGUAAUCAGUCAAAUAAUGUCAAAAUAGAAUUGACAAUUGACAUUGUUCUAGUAGUUUGUAUUUUGUCUAAUUGUCUAUAGUAAAUAAGUGUGAUUCAAAAUAUACUGUAUAACCUAAAUGCGUUUUAUUACUAUUAAGUUAAUUCAAACAUCUAAAAAUGGAAGAAGACGGAACACCAACUGUUAGCUUAGUAUCAUGUAUGCAUUUUGUAAGACGCGGGGUUGCGAAAGCGGUACCCGAAAAGAUUGAACUUACUGAAAAGGAAUUGGAGAAAAUAAUCAAACAAACCGCCACUGAACUAAGGUUAACUGAAGCAGGUGAAGAUCAGAGUGAUGAAGAGGUCGAGAACACUGAAACUACAAGGGAACCGCCGGCCGAUCCCAAUGAUGAGUUUGAUUUUGAAAAUUAUGACCAACAAGAGUCGAGUGAUCCUGUUGGUAUAGGAACAAUAGCAACAUUACCAAACUUAGGAGAUCUCAGUGAAAAUAUACAGAUAAGGACUGAAGGUCCCGAUAGUGAUGAAGAAGAUGACAUUAUCAAACCUAAUGAUAACUUGCUGUUAGUGGGACAUGUAGAGACUGAUGCUAGUGUUUUAGAAGUAUAUAUCUUCAAUAAAGAAGAGGGAUCAUUCUACGUCCACCAUGACAUAAUCUUACCUUGGUUCCCUCUCUGCAUUGAAUGGUUGAGCCAUGACCCGUCAGAUCCCCAGCCAGGUAAUCUCUGUGCCUUAGGGGGUAUGGAUCCAGUGAUUCAAGUAUGGGAUUUAGAUAUAGAAAACUGUUUGGAACCGGCUUUCAAGCUUGGGAGAAAACCCAAUAAAAAGAAAAAAACGAAGAGAAUAGGCCAUAAGGAGGCCGUAUUAGAUCUCUCUUGGAAUAGUAAUUUUUCACAUGUACUAGCAAGUGGGUCAGCAGACAACACAGUCUUAUUAUGGGACUUGGAUCAAGGAUCACCGCAUACGAAAUUAGACUACUUCGAAGAUAAGGUACAAUCCCUCAGUUUCCAUCCACUAGAGGCUCAGACCCUGCUGUCGGGCUCGUGCGACGGUAACGCUCGCGUCACCGACUGUCGAACUCCAGAGGCACACAGAGCUUGGAACCUCGGACCUGAGAUCGAACGAAUUGUUUGGGACAGGCAUAACCCAUUUUGUUUUGUUAUGAGCAACAAUGAAGGGAAAGUUGCUUAUGUGGACUGUAGACAUGACGAACCUUUAUGGAAAAUAGACGCACAUCAAAAAGAAGUCACAGGUCUUAUAUUAAGUGAAAAUGUCCCUGGAUUGUUAAUAACAGCAGGUUCAGAUGAGAAGUUCAAGACUUGGGAUAUAACAAGCGCUACGCCCUUACAAAUAAGUGAACGGUCAGUCCGUGUGGGGCAAGUACUGUGCGCGGCGCAGUGCCCCGACGCGCCCUUCGCCCUAGCGGUGGGGGGAGACAACAAGGAGUGCUUUAUUGAGAUUGUGGACCUCACCACUAAUGAAGAAGUUAUGAAUCGUUUCGGAGCAAGAGCACAAGUUACAUCCAACACUAAUGCUAUGGAAUCAUAGAAUAUAAACAUAACUAUAUUUUAUAUGUAUAUGAUUAUAAAAUGGAUGAUAUAUUGAAAUAAAAAUAAUAAAUAAAAAUGGUGUUUAAUCCGA